AUGUCUGAUCAAUCUAUUGUGGCCUCUUUGGCCGAAUACGUUACUAUUGGUUUAUCAUAUUUUAUGAGUUUACCUUUAUCACAACGUAUCUCCAUUGUAUUCAUUGCUCCUUUCAUUUACUCCAUUACUUGGCAAUUACUAUAUUCUUUGAGAAAGGAUAGACCUCCUUUGGUCUUCUAUUGGAUUCCAUGGGUUGGUUCUGCUGUCACUUAUGGUUCUAAACCAUACCAAUUCUUUGGUGACUGUCAAAAGAAGUAUGGUGACUGUUUCUCAUUUAUGUUGUUGGGUAGAAUUAUGACCGUCUACUUGGGUCCAAAGGGUCAUGAAUUUGUAUUCAAUGCCAAAUUGGCUGAUGUCUCCGCUGAAGCUGCUUAUGCUCAUUUGACUACCCCAGUUUUCGGUAAAGGUGUCAUCUACGAUUGUCCAAACCAUAGAUUAAUGGAUCAAAAGAAGUUUGUUAAAGGUGCUUUGACUAAAGAAGCUUUCGCUAGAUACGUCCCUCUAAUGGUCGAAGAAAUGGUUAAAUACUUGAGAUCUUCUCCUUUCUUCAAGAUAAAUGAGAAAUCUGAAGGUACCGUCAAUGUCUUGGCUACUCAAUCUGAAAUGACCAUCUUCACCGCUUCAAGAUCUUUGUUGGGUAAAGAAAUGAGAGAUAAAUUGGAUACCGAUUUUGCUUACUUGUACUCUGAUUUGGAUAAAGGUUUCACCCCAAUUAACUUCGUCUUCCCAAACUUACCAUUGGAACACUAUAGAAAGAGAGAUAACGCUCAAAGAGUUAUCUCUUCCACUUAUUUGUCUUUGAUCAAGAAGAGACGUGAUGAAAAUGAUAUCCAAGAUCGUGAUUUGGUUGAUACUUUAAUGAAAAACUCUACUUACAAAGAUGGUGUUAAGAUGACUGACAAAGAAAUCGCUAACUUGUUAAUCGGUGUCUUGAUGGGUGGUCAACAUACUUCUGCUGCUACUUCCGCUUGGGCUUUGUUACAUUUGGCUGAAAGACCAGAUGUUCAAAAGGAAUUGUACGAAGAACAAAUGAGAGUAUUGGAUAACGGUAAAAAGGAAUUGACUUAUGAUUUAAUCCAAGAAAUGCCUCUAUUGAACCAAUGUAUUAAGGAAACUUUGAGAUUACACCAUCCUUUGCACUCUAUCUUCCGUAAGGUUAUGAAGGAUAUGAAAGUUCCAAACACUUCUUACGUUGUUCCAAAGGAUUACUACGUUAUGGUCUCUCCAGGUUACACACAUUUGCAAGAUGAAUACUUCCCAAAUGCUAAACAAUUCAACAUGCACAGAUGGGAUAACGAUGCCACUUCUUCUUACUCUGUAGGUGAAGAAAUCGAUUAUGGUUUCGGUGUCGUUACUAAGGGUGUCUCUUCUCCAUACUUGCCUUUCGGUGGUGGUAGACACAGAUGUAUUGGUGAACAUUUCGCUUACUGUCAAUUAGGUGUCUUGAUGUCCAUCUUCAUCAGAACUAUGACUUGGAAAUUCCCAGAAGGUAGAACUGUUCCAAAUUCAGAUUUCCAAUCUAUGGUUACCUUGCCAUUGAACCCUGCUGACAUUAUCUGGACUAAGAGAGAUGCUGCUCAAGUUAUCUAA
Vanderwaltozyma polyspora DSM 70294 is the source of this 1590-nucleotide messenger RNA. RefSeq names its product cytochrome P450. The record is from RefSeq and is a predicted model, not a curated record. The transcript has a single exon. Bases 1 to 1590 code for a protein of 529 amino acids. Gene Ontology annotation, biological process: ergosterol biosynthetic process. Gene Ontology annotation, molecular function: heme binding; oxidoreductase activity, acting on paired donors, with incorporation or reduction of molecular oxygen; monooxygenase activity. Lineage: Eukaryota; Fungi; Ascomycota; Saccharomycetes; Saccharomycetales; Saccharomycetaceae.